Molecule: messenger RNA, 2407 nt
Organism: Ochotona curzoniae (black-lipped pika)
Lineage: Eukaryota; Metazoa; Chordata; Mammalia; Lagomorpha; Ochotonidae
Gene: EEF1AKMT3
Product: EEF1A lysine methyltransferase 3
Exons: 3
Coding region: 41-721 (226 amino acids)
Biological process (GO): peptidyl-lysine methylation
Cellular component (GO): cytoplasm; cytosol
Molecular function (GO): protein-lysine N-methyltransferase activity
Source: RefSeq, a predicted model, not a curated record
CGGGGCCGCCGAGUCGGCGUCUGCUCGCGCUCCUCUCCCGAUGGCCGUCCCCGGUCCGGACCCCGAGUCGGAGCCGGAGUCGGUGUUCCCUCGGGAGCUCGGCCUCUUCGCCGACUCGUACCCGGAGAGAAGCCGCUUCUGCUUCUGCGGGCACGCGCUGAGCAUCACGCAGAACUUCGGGUCCAGCCUCGGGGUGGCUGCGCGCGUGUGGGACGCGGCUCUGAGCCUGUGCAACUAUUUCGAGAAGCAAAAUGUUGAUUUCCGAGGCAAGAAGGUGAUCGAGCUGGGCGCGGGGACGGGCCUCGUGGGCAUCUUGGCAGCGCUACAGGGGGGGGAUGUGACCAUCACUGACCUGCCCCUGGCCCUAGAACAGAUCCAGGGUAACGUCCAGGCCAACGUGCUGCCGGGAGUGCGGGCCCAGGUCCGCGCCUUGUCCUGGGGGGUGGAUCAGCACGUCUUCCCCGGAGACUAUGACCUGGUGCUGGGGGCCGAUAUCGUGUACCUGGAGCCCACCUUCCCACUGCUGCUGGGGACCCUGCAGCACCUGUGUGGGCCCCAGGGCACCAUCUACCUGGCCGCCAAGAUGAGGCAGGAGCAUGGGACCCAGAGCUUCUUUCAGCACCUCCUGCCCCAGUAUUUCCACCUGGAGCUGGCCCAGCGGGACGAGAACGUGAACGUCAACAUCUAUAGGGCCAGGCACAGGAAACCUAAAUCUGCGUGACGACGCCCCCUUCUGGCAUUCUCAACCCCGGGUUCCCCCUCUCCCAAGGAACUGAGUGUCACCAAAGCCAUACACACAAGGACCAAGAAGGAUGAACUCACCUGGCCUUUCUCUUCCCCCUCCCCUUUCUUUGUUCCCCUAGACCUUUUGGAGGUCAGGAGCACCUGCUGGAGCCCUCCCAGCCCUGGUGCUAGAACAGUAGGCAGGCACCCAGCUGUUGUGCUCAGAGGAAGAGGAUGGGAGGAGAGGAGCUAGGGUGUCUGGGGGAGGGGGCAGUAGGGAAACAGGAUGCUGCUGUCUGCUGGCUUUUUUUUUUUUUUUUUUUGCAAAGUCUAUGGGAUUUUUUUUAAGGGAAAAAAAAUCAGUGAGCAUUAAGGAUCUCUCCACGCCUUUACUAGAGAGCUGAGAAGAAGCCCAAAUCACCCAUUUCUUGUUUCUUGAGACACAAUCUGGUAGGACCCUGUCCCUGGACUGGGUCUGGGCAGCAGGGAUAUCUGUCGGGGCUGGAGAAUCGUGCUGCCCGGAAGAACCUGCCCCAAGCCUUGGCUUCUUCUUGUCUUGGGUCUUCCUCUGGGUUUCCAGGCUGUGUCACUCCUCCCUCCCUAGGGUGCUGUGCCUCCCCACUCUUCCUCUUCCUGCUGCUCGUGCCCGGGGCACUCUGCUUUCUGCCUAGGUCAUGCACACUGGCUUCUCCCUGGCAUUCUAUCUCUCUGCUUCAAGCCAUUCCUGCAAAUGCACAGGAUCUUCCAGAGUCAGCUCCGAGGAGCUCUCACCAUGGCCUUGGGAAGCAAAAAUGGGCUGCCUUGCCUUGCAGCCAGUCAGUCCCCCUGUGAUCUCACUGCCUCUCAUCGCCUCCCCUGGCCCCCUCCAACACAGGGACGCCACAAGGUGUGCCUUCCGUUCUCUGAAUCCCAUGCAGGCGCCUGAUUCCUUCCAUCCCUGUGGAUGACCCUCCCUGGGCCACUGCUGCCUGCCAGAACCCUUCAUUCCUCUUGGCCUGUUUCGUGAAAACAAGCCUCUCCCAGGUCUCCUGUUUCGAUGCUGUUUCUUUUCCUCUUUUCAUUUCAUGGGACCUCAUCUUGUCUUGUGCACAUAUUCGAUCCUUGCUACCUCAUUACCUUUAAAGGUACAGGCCUGUGGUUCCUUCAUCUCUAAUCCUCCCUGCUAAAAUUUGAAGAGGAUCUGCUGCAAAACUCAACCAGGCUUUUAAGCUUAAGGCAGUGAUGAUAUUUCCAGGUGGGGGCCUGGGGGAAGGUCCUGGCUUCACUGGUGCCAGUAGAAGGUGCCUCCUGCCCCACCAUGUGAUUCUUCCUCUGUAACGGGCGCCAUCAUUCUCACCGGACCGUUACUGGACCAUCGCCAGAGCCUGCAUUAUGCCAUUUGAACUUUUAAUCUCCCAAUCCACAGACUAAACAAGAAACCCUCUUCCUUCGUCAGCACAUUAUCUCAGGUAUUUUGUUGUAGUUGCCAAAAAAUAUAUAUAAAAAAAGCUGACAGCGCAGCCCCGAAGCCAGCUGGGUUCCUGCCACAGGGGAGAUUCUCAACAGAUACUUUAACCACCCCAUACCUCAGGGACCAGCGUGAGCAAAUUCUGCAGCUCACCGACUUACGCUGCCUCACAAGCUUGUCACGAAUCACAAGUGGAUAAGGAACAUGAAAAUGUAGUACGGGCAAUAAAGAAGUAGU